AAAAAAAAAAAAAAAAAAAAAAAACGCAAAUUUGCAGACCCAAUCCCUAAUUUGCAAACCCAUCUUUGAUAGCCCAACUUAAUUUGCAGACGCACCAGCCACCACCUCCCGGCGUCGCAAGGCACGGCAUCCUGCACUUCGCACACCCAACUUCUCCCCUCUCUCCGACAGAAUCCCUCUCUUCCAAUAAGACUUGUUCAAAAACAGAGUUCAUAUUUGUCACGAGAAUACAGAAGAGGUGUUUUUUUCAGUAUGAGUUUUGUUGCAGAAGGUUUAUGAGGUAGUUUUGGAGCAAAACAAAGCAAAGAAACCAUAUUUUUAUUUGUUUAUUUUUUGAAAGAAAAGAUGAGCGUGGUGCCAAAAGAAGCAAUUGAGGUGAUUGCACAGAGCAUUGGAAUUACCAAUUUGUCCCCUGAUGUUGCCCUGGCUCUCGCUCCCGACGUCGAAUACCGAGUCCGCGAGAUCAUGCAGGAGGCUAUUAAAUGCAUGCGGCAUUCUAGGCGAACUACCCUUACAACUGACGAUGUUGAUAGUGCACUUAAGUUAAGAAAUGUGGAGCCAAUAUAUGGCUUUGCCUCAGGAGAUUCUCUGCGGUUCAAGAGAGCUGCUGGACACAAGGAUUUGUUCUACAUCGAUGACAAGGAUGUGGAAUUUAAAGAUGUAAUUGAAGCACCUUUACCAAAAGCACCUCUUGAUGUAUCACUUACAUCUCACUGGUUAGCAAUUGAAGGAAUUCAGCCAGCGAUUCCAGAAAAUGCUCCCAGCGAAGCAUCUGCUGAUGGAAAAAAAUCCGAGAGUAAAGAAGAUGGACUUCCUAUGGACAUUAAAUUACCUGUUAAGCAUGUAAUAUCAAGGGAACUUAAGCUCUACUUUGAAAAGAUCACAGAGCUUACUAAAAACAGGUCUUGGUCUAUAAUCUUCAAACAAGCGUUGGUGAGCUUGGCAACAGAUUCGGGACUUCAUCCUUUAGUUCCCUAUUUCAUUUACUUUAUUUCUGAUGAGGUUACUCGGAAUCUCAAUAAUUUUUCUCUCCUAUUUGCUCUGAUGCGUCUUGCUCAAAGCCUUAUUCAAAAUCCACACAUACAUAUAGAACCUUAUCUUCACCAACUGAUGCCAUCAAUUAUUACCUGCCUUGUUGCGAAAAGACUAGGGAGUAGAACUUCCGAUAACCACUGGGAGCUUAGAAAUUUCGCGGCAAACCUGGUUGCUUCAAUUUGCAAAAGAUUCGGACAUGUUUAUCACAAUCUUCACCCACGUGUGACCAAAACUCUGGUUCAUGCUUUCUUGGACCCAACAAAAGCAUUUCCUCAGCAUUAUGGUGCAAUCCAAGGCUUAGCAGCUCUUGGUCCAAGCGUGGUUUGCCUGCUGAUACUACCAAAUCUUGAGCCGUAUAUGCAGCUUCUUGAACCAGAAAUGCAACUCGAAAAGCAAAAGAACGAGAUGAGACGACAUGAAGCUUGGCGUGUAUAUGGGGCCUUGAUGUGUGCAGCAGGCCAAUGCAUGCACGAACGGUUGAAGAAGUUCCGUGGUGUGUUUUCUCCGCCAUCUCGUGCCGUUUUGAGGAGCAAUGGGAAGAUUGCAGCAAUGAUGACAAAUAAACGCAAAGCAAGCACAGACAACUUGAUGCAGCAACCGCCACUGAAGAAGUUAGCCACGGACGGAAGCAUGGGGGCAAUGUCAAUGAACUCCAUGCAAGUCGACAUGCAAGGGGCCGCAGCUGGAUUUGCCACUGGUAUUGGCGCAUCCCAUGCUGGCAUCUCAUCGAUGUCUCGCCAGUUAUCGAGUGAACAAUUGUCAGGAAGAGAGUUAGGUGGUCAAACGGGAAAGACAUCUUCUGUUCUUGCUCAGGCUUGGAAAGAGAACAUGGAUGCAGGCCACUUAGUCUCGUCAUUGUUUGAGUUUUUCGGUCAAAGCAUGUUCUCCUUUACACCCAAACCGGAAUUGUCGUUCUUCUUGUGAUUGAUUCCUGCUUACUGGGAUUUUACAAGUCAAGAAUGUGUCAAUUAUCAGUUAAAUUAAGUUGAUAUUAUUUUUCCUGUUUCCUGGGGAUUACUAGAGAUUGUAGAUGUGCAUAUGUAAUAUAGUAAACUCGAUAAUCAUUCUUUCCCCUACCAGUAGAAGAAAAUAUUGGUAAAAAAGCAUCACUUCUUUUUUAUCAGAAACAUUGCAAA
This is a messenger RNA of Morus notabilis, 2171 nucleotides long. Its product is annotated as transcription initiation factor TFIID subunit 6. NCBI's taxonomy places the organism in Eukaryota, Viridiplantae, Streptophyta, Magnoliopsida, Rosales, Moraceae. Gene Ontology annotation, biological process: transcription initiation at RNA polymerase II promoter; RNA polymerase II preinitiation complex assembly. The record is from RefSeq and is a predicted model, not a curated record. The transcript has 13 exons. Gene Ontology annotation, molecular function: RNA polymerase II general transcription initiation factor activity; transcription coactivator activity; protein heterodimerization activity. Bases 346 to 1959 code for a protein of 537 amino acids. Gene Ontology annotation, cellular component: transcription factor TFIID complex; SLIK (SAGA-like) complex; SAGA complex.